AUGAAGGUCCUCAUUGUGCUCGCCCUCGCUGUUUUCACUGCCGGCUGCAAUGCCAACAUCGUGCAGCAAAACCAGCCCAAGCAGCAGGUCGACAUGGUGAAAGAUGUUUUCUGGGACUACGUUGCCAAGGCAACCAUGACUGCAGAGGACUCCCUGAAGCAGAUCAGACAGUCCCAGUUGGGCAAGGAAGUGAACACCCUCAUCUCCGAGAGCACCGACGCCGUCAACAAGCUCACAGACGCUCUGCGUACUAAGGUGGCUCCUCUCACCCAGGACCUCAUGUCUAAGUUUUCCCUGGAGGCCGAGCAGCUGAAGACCCGCGUGGAGAAAGAUCUGACCGCCAUGGGAACCCAUCUGCAGCCCUACGCCACGGAGCUUGUAGCUGACCUCCAGAGACAGGUGGAGGAGCUGAAGAGGGACGCAACCCCCUACGCCAACAGCAUGGACUCUGAGACCCUGAAGGCCGUCCUGCUGCAGAAGAGCCAGGAGCUGAAGGGGCAAAUGGAUGAGAGCAUGAUCAGGCUGCAGGCCCAGAUGGUUCCCUACACCGAGGAGAUGAAGGAGAAGAUGGAGCAGAGCCUGGACGAGUUUCAGAGGAGCAUGAUCCCCCUGGUCCAGAGCUUUGAGACCCAGCUGACCCAGAAAACCCAGGAGAUCCAGCAGAACCUGGCUCCAUUGGGAGACGAGCUGAGGGCCAAGCUGGACGCCGACACCAAGAACCUGAAGAGGCAGCUGACUUCUCUGUGGAGGUCCUUCACUAAGCUGACCCAGUAA
This is a messenger RNA of Morone saxatilis (striped sea-bass), 774 nucleotides long. It is a transcript of the gene apoa4a, whose product is annotated as apolipoprotein A-IV a. The record is from RefSeq and is a predicted model, not a curated record. The coding region runs from base 1 to 774 and encodes 257 amino acids. NCBI's taxonomy places the organism in Eukaryota, Metazoa, Chordata, Actinopteri, Moronidae. Gene Ontology annotation, biological process: high-density lipoprotein particle assembly; cholesterol efflux; phospholipid efflux. The transcript has 3 exons. Gene Ontology annotation, cellular component: chylomicron; extracellular region; high-density lipoprotein particle. Gene Ontology annotation, molecular function: phospholipid binding; phosphatidylcholine-sterol O-acyltransferase activator activity; cholesterol binding.